CUCCUGGUCCUACUGGAAGGCCCGGACUGCCGGGAAACAAAGGUGCUCUUGGGAUGCCUGGACGUGUGGGAGUCAAGGGCCAAACAGGCGAGAAGGGCUCCCCGGGAGAUGCUGGGUUGUCCAUCAUUGGUCCGAGAGGCCCCCCUGGCCAGCCAGGCACUCGCGGUUUUCCGGGAUUCCCGGGCCCCAUUGGGUUAGACGGCAAACCGGGCCACCCAGGACCCAAAGGGGAGACGGGUCUGAUGGGCCCCCGAGGACAGCCGGGACCCCAAGGACAAAAGGGAGAAAAGGGCCAGUGUGGAGAGCACCCGCACCGGCUGCUGCCUCUCCUCAAUUCAGUGCGGCUGGCUCCACCCCCUGUCAUAAAAAGGCGGACCUUCCAGGGUGAGCAGGGCCAGGCCGGCAUCCAAGGCCCCCCAGGCCCCCCAGGCCCUCCUGGACCGAUUGGACCUCUGGGGCACCCAGGACUGCCAGGGCCCAUGGGGCCACCCGGCUUACCUGGGCCUCCUGGAACUAAGGGAGAUCCUGGAAUCCAGGGCUACCAUGGCCGGAAGGGAGAGCGGGGCAUGCCGGGGAUGCCGGGCAAGCAUGGAGCCAAGGGGGCGCCCGGGAUCGCCGUGGCUGGAAUGAAGGGUGAGCUGGGGGCCCCAGGAGCCAAGGGUGACAAGGGAGCUGUGGGCCCCCCUGGGCUACCUGGCCUCCUGGGACAGAAGGGAGAGAAAGGCAGUGCUGGCAACGCCAUUGGAGGAGGCCGAGGGGAGCCUGGCCCUCCGGGGCUCCCUGGGCCCCCAGGGCCAAAGGGAGAAGCUGGCGUUGAUGGGCAGGCUGGCCCCCCAGGAUGGCAAGGAGACAAGGGGGAGCCUGGAGCGGUUGGAGAACAGGGACCCACUGGCCCCAAGGGCUCCAAGGGAGAGCCAGGGAAAGGGGAGAUGGUGGACUACAAUGGAAACAUCAGCGAUGCCCUCCAGGAAAUCCGGACACUGGCCUUGAUGGGCCCCCCUGGUCUUCCCGGGCAAAUCGGCCCACCUGGAGCUCCAGGGACCCCAGGCCAGAAGGGGGAGAUUGGACUGCCAGGCCCUCCAGGACAUGACGGAGAAAAGGGACCUCGAGGCAAGCCAGGGGACCUGGGCCCCGCUGGUCCAGAAGGACCCCCAGGAAAGGAUGGGCCUCCAGGGAUGAAGGGAGAAGAUGGCCGGAUGGGGAGCCCGGGGGAGAAGGGGGAGAGAGGAGAGACAGGACAAGCAGGCUCCCCGGGAGAGAAAGGAGUGCCCGGGGAGAAGGGUGACCCAGGUGUGGAGGUGCCUGGGCCACCAGGGCUAGAGGGGCCUCCUGGACCUCCUGGUCUCCAAGGUGUUCCUGGACCAAAGGGGGAGGCAGGACUAGAUGGAGCGAGGGGAGAGAAGGGUGCCGCGGGGGAAAAAGGAGACCGAGGACCUCUGGGAUUGCCCGGAACUCCGGGACCAAUUGGAGUUCCAGGCCCUGCAGGACCAAAGGGCGAGAGGGGCAGCAAAGGUGACCCUGGCAUGACAGGACCAACAGGAGCAGCUGGGCUUCCUGGUUUACACGGACCACCUGGGGACAAAGGGAACCGGGGGGAGAGGGGGAAGAAAGGCUCUAGAGGGCCUAAAGGGGAUAAGGGAGACCAAGGAGCGCCUGGAUUAGAUGCCCCCUGCCCGUUGGGUGAAGACGGCCUACCAGUCCAGGGCUGCUGGAACAAGGGUCAGGGUCCUUGGUUAGUCGCCAAGAAGUGAAGCCAAUCAGCCAAGCAAGAACCUUGGGACAGCACCAGGCUUUGGAUGAGGGCGACCAUGGAGCUGCCUCUGGACCAGGGCCGCUGGCAGGACCCUUCCUGGGGGCUUUGAGUGGGGGAGAUCAGCAUGUGAGCCCAGCAGUGGGCUCUCCUUUCCUGUCCUCCUCUCCAAGGCCUACAGCACAGCUACGUAGGUCAACCCCUUCCCAGAAGCCUCUCCGCCAGCUCUGGGGGAGGAGAGGUCUACUGCUUCUCUACAGCCAGCACCCUCAGCUGGCCUGCCAUGUCGAGGGCUUCUCGAAUUUACGGAGCAUGAUGGUUCUUCACACGACCUCGCUGCGGAAGGCAAUGCGCACUGCCCUGCUUUCCUCUGGGAAAACCUCUCCAGGCAGGAGUGGUCGGUGUGGAGGCUCACCUGUCCCAGCUCCUUUGCAACAGAUUUUCUGCAGUACCUUUGGGGCGGCCACCGUCGGCCUGUAUAUGCCUAGGUUCUCCCAAGGUCAUGAGCUGGCUGGUGUGUCAAGCUGAAGAGAGGAAAGAAGAGAAGGCCCACAAGCAAGACUGGGCAGUAUAUUUGGUAUAUUUGGACCCCGGGCGCCACGAUCCUCACGCGUCCAGCGGGUACCCUGGGAUGUCCCAGUCAGUAUGGGACUGGCGACAGAUGAGAGAGAAGCAGUCAUCUAGAUAUUUUCCGGAGGGCCUGAAAUAAGCCCCCUUCCUUGAGCAGAUGCGAUGAAGGGAUGGAGCUGGAAAUCAGCACCCCCCUGCCUUGUUUGCCCUUUGAAAUAAGACGCAAACCACCCUCUGUUCUCCUUCACGACCACGGAGCUACCUUACUGCUUUGAGGAAGAGUUGUUCAGUUAGGACAAUUUGAAAAGGAAAUAGGGCACUGAGAAAACAGGUGUAUGUAUACCUAGCACACAGGGAUGUGGGGUCCAGACUAACCUUGACCCAGGACACCAGGUGACCCCAGCCCUCCCAGGUCAAGUUUCAGCGACAACUCCGCAAACACCUCCUGAUAUCUUGGAGCCGUGGCCAUUCACUGAUGGC
Molecule: messenger RNA, 2800 nt
Organism: Echinops telfairi (small Madagascar hedgehog)
Lineage: Eukaryota; Metazoa; Chordata; Mammalia; Afrosoricida; Tenrecidae
Gene: COL13A1
Product: collagen type XIII alpha 1 chain
Exons: 37
Coding region: 54-1751 (565 amino acids)
Source: RefSeq, a predicted model, not a curated record